This is a messenger RNA of Rodentolepis nana, 1131 nucleotides long. The record is from the annotation of a GenBank genome assembly. NCBI's taxonomy places the organism in Eukaryota, Metazoa, Platyhelminthes, Cestoda, Cyclophyllidea, Hymenolepididae.
AUGUUCAUUAUCUCCAAAUUUCGGGGUAGGCUAUUUCCCAUUUUGAAUUGUUCGCGAAAUAUCCUUCAGGCUCAUGUUGAUAGUUCUGGGGUGUCAAACUUCAAUGCACGAGAAAAAAUCCUUCAGUUGGCACUUGGGAAUGAGAGCACUUCUAACAAUCCCGAUAUCGAUGUAAUGCUUGUUGGAGCUGAGGUGAUGUACUUUUCUCGAGUACUUAGGACCGAAAAGGCAAUUAUCGUACCGAAGGAGUGGUGUAGUAAUUUGGGAGCUAAACAGACGUUCAAUUCAUCUCCGGUUGCACAGAAAUUAAUGGAAUGCUACAAACCGAACAUACAUCUUGAAAAUGAAACAGAAUCCAUUGCAAAGUCAUUGAGACUCCUUCGCGACUCAUUUCAAAGGGAGAAUAUUCCACUCGUGAUGACAUAUGGCUCUUUGAUAGAAUCACUACGAUAUCAUCGCAGAUCCCCAUUCGAUUCUGACUAUGACAUGUCUGUGAGGCAAGAUGACUGGCCACGAAUCGAAAAAAUUCUGACUAAACAUGCCUUCAAUACCAGUAAUCGAAUGCGGAUAUUUGACCUUAGACCUGCAGCUGCUAAUCUAAAACUAGCAUUGGCUUGUGCGAUAAAUGACAGUUGGCGUGAUCCUACUCUAUGGACUUCAUUUGGUAAUAAGUUAAAAUUUAGUAACGGAUAUCCAGUUGCUCUUAAUUGGGCUCCGUACAAAGCCUUCAUGAGUGAUUGUGGAGUUUAUAUAGACUUUUACAUUAAUGGAUCGGAUAAUGAGCAAUUCAAGGCAUAUCCUGAUGGAACAGUAUUAUAUCGUCCGAUUGAAGGAAUCCUCUUACAAACAGUGAUUAAUUGUCUGCCAUUUCUCGAAAGUGUUUACCAUUCAAGUAUUGAACUAUGUAUGUCCAAAACUGAUUACUAUUGGAAAGGUGAACUUACUAGUUUUCCAGAAUACUGCACCAACAUGUCUGUGCCUUGUGCUUGGUUGGAUACUAUAUAUCCUCGAGUCUACAAAUUUGAUGUACCGGAGAAGGGUUUGAAAAUGGAAGUCGGUUUGGUGAAUACUCUAGAUGGCGAGUGUUUGGUGCGGUCAAUUUUUUACACUCAAAAUAUCGGUUUUCGAUAG